Messenger RNA from Blepharisma stoltei, 318 nucleotides. Lineage: Eukaryota; Ciliophora; Heterotrichea; Heterotrichida; Blepharismidae. The record is from the annotation of a GenBank genome assembly.
AUGGAAAUAUUCAUCCUCUAUAUUAUGCAAGGUGCUCAGUCAUUUCCGAGAGAUUUUCAUUUUGGCGUUUCUGUUAAUAAUCUAAAUUAUAGAAAAUGAAGAAAUCAAGUGAGUGAAAUUACUGGAACCUCUGCAAGACUUUCAAGGCUAAAAACAUUUAUAAUUCAUAACCCUCAUGCUCUGCAAUAUGGAAAGCGCAUCUAUUAUAUUUUUACUAAUAGACUGCACAGUCCAGUGUCAGUUUUUCUUCAUGUUACUUUUUUUGAGUUUAUUGUAGAAUUCUGCUAUAUGGAAGCUAUCAUAGGGAAGCUAUCAUAG